Messenger RNA from Nematocida parisii ERTm1, 567 nucleotides. RefSeq lists its product as uncharacterized. The record is from RefSeq and is a predicted model, not a curated record. The coding region runs from base 1 to 567 and encodes 188 amino acids. The transcript has a single exon. Lineage: Eukaryota; Fungi; Microsporidia.
AUGUUCCAUGAUUUAGAUGAGGAUAUAGCUAACUUUAUCACAACGUGGCAAAGCCAAAAGAAGCCUACAAUAAAACUCAAAAAUAACCCGAAAAUAAACUAUGCCUUGCCUAUAAUGGAAGGAUCAGCUGAAGCUCCUAUUAGACAUUAUAAUAGCACUGCAGUUGGACUUACAUUUCACUCCAAGGGCAUGCUAGAUGAUGUUAAAAACCUGACUGAAUCAAUUAAGAAUGGGAACUCAUCAGAAAGAGAAGAAGUAUUAAAUGUACUGCAAAAAUAUAUCAGUAAAAAUACUAGAAUAACCAUACACAAUGGGAUAGAUAGAGAGCUAGCUAAUAUACUAAAUGAUGUAACUAGACAGGCGCUAGAAGAAAUCAUUCAUAGGGAGUGGUUGCUAAAUAACAAGUUGCAAUACACAAAAAGCUCGUCUGAUCAGGAAAAAGAGCAAGAGGUUGAAGGCCUUCUCAAUGUAAUUCCAGAUUUGGAAAAAUCUGGUCUAAUAAAAACAGUAGAAAGAAGAGUUCAGACAUGGUAUAACACCAUAAUAAACAAAAAAAAGUCAACUUGA